Messenger RNA from Penicillium subrubescens, 360 nucleotides. RefSeq lists its product as uncharacterized. Bases 1 to 360 code for a protein of 119 amino acids. The transcript has a single exon. The record is from RefSeq and is a predicted model, not a curated record. NCBI's taxonomy places the organism in Eukaryota, Fungi, Ascomycota, Eurotiomycetes, Eurotiales, Aspergillaceae.
AUGCUUCGCUCCGCCACCAAGCCCAAGCUGUCCUUGAGCAUCGCCACUGGAAAUACCACGCGACCAUCUCUGUCGCUCAAGUCGCCCGUUGCUCCCCGGACGCCAAUUUCGCCCGUAAGCCCAGCAGCCAAGCGUUUCUCUUCUUUGCAAGUCCCAAGUUACUCUUAUGUCAACUCGUGCUCGUCGAAGAGCAUCCUCAAGAAGAACUCGUCGGUGCGAUCAAGCGCCGCAGACAAGCGCAUUCAAUUCCAAGGCACGCCUACUAUUCACUGUGUGACACCAAUUGAGAAUACCGAUGAUUACUACGGAAAGCACACCAAGAUUUCCCGAGAGGAACGACGAUGGAUUGUCCGCGAGUGA